UGAAAAAAGUUAUUUUCACUUCCGGAGGCCACAGCCGGUCCUGCCUUCUUCUUGUACGCAGCCGUCCCUCCUUUGAGUCCUCUGUUCUCCUGCCAGCAGCAGACCUCCGCUCUGCCAACUUCUUCACGGCUUCACGUAAAGACAGUCAUUUUCCAACACCACUACCAUGUCCUCUGGAAACGCUAAGAUCGGCAAGCCUGCCCCAGACUUCAAAGCCACAGCUGUAGUGAAUGGACAGUUUAAGGACAUCCAGCUCUCAGACUACAAAGGGAAGUAUGUGGUCUUCUUCUUCUACCCCCUGGACUUCACAUUUGUGUGCCCCACUGAGAUUGUGGCUUUCAGCGACAGGGCAGAGGAGUUCCGCAGUCUCGGCUGUGAAGUUAUCGGCUGCUCCAUAGACUCUCACUUCAGUCACUUGGCAUGGAUCAACACACCAAGGAAGCAGGGAGGUCUGGGUAACAUGAACAUUCCCCUUGUGGCAGACCUCACCAAGACAAUCUCCAGAGACUAUGGUGUGCUGAAGGAAGACGAUGGCAUCGCAUACAGGGGUCUGUUUGUGAUUGACGACAAGGGCAUCUUGAGGCAGAUCACCAUCAAUGACUUGCCUGUGGGUCGCUCUGUGGACGAGACUCUACGCCUGGUCCAGGCCUUCCAGCACACUGACAAAUACGGAGAGGUGUGCCCUGCUGGCUGGAAACCUGGGAGCGACACCAUCGUCCCUGAUGUAGAGAAGAGCAAAGAGUUCUUCUCCAAGCAGUAAAAUGUGAAGGUCUUCUAACUGACUUCCUAACCGUAGCACUUGCCUUCAGAUGAGAGGUGUCCCUGUGAAGCAGUAUUUCAUGGCAUCCAGUCUAAUCUAUUAAACCCAACAAAAUUUCAGAACUUGUUAGAGAAAGAUUGCUGCAACUCUUUAUCUUUGUACGUCCAGUGUGCAAUUUGUGGGGCGACCUCAUAGUCUCAAGCACUGAAAGUAUAGUUGUUUUGUUCCUUUUUCAGAAAAAAAGUAUUGAUAUUUUUCCUUGCUGUCAUUAAUAAUUGAUGUGACCAUCUUUAUUAAAGCAGUGGAAAAAUUGUGA
Lates calcarifer (barramundi perch) is the source of this 1076-nucleotide messenger RNA. It is a transcript of the gene prdx2, whose product is annotated as peroxiredoxin 2. Gene Ontology annotation, cellular component: cytosol. The record is from RefSeq and is a predicted model, not a curated record. Gene Ontology annotation, biological process: hydrogen peroxide catabolic process; response to oxidative stress; cell redox homeostasis. Gene Ontology annotation, molecular function: thioredoxin peroxidase activity. Lineage: Eukaryota; Metazoa; Chordata; Actinopteri; Centropomidae. Bases 167 to 760 code for a protein of 197 amino acids. The transcript has 6 exons.